UCGUAAUCGGUUAGCGGGUUUCAGACAGGUUAACUAAACGCCAUUGUUGGACUGAAUAAUCUUUAUUUUGUUAAAAUACUUUUGUUUAUUAAUGGACCUAAUAAAACGUUUUAGUGUAAGUGAGUAGCAAUUAUUAGUGCAAUAGUGGUAGUGAUUCUAACAAUUUUUAAAAGAAGUGAAAUUGAUAAAGAUUAGUCAAUGUCAGCAGGCGUGUCAGAUCAGCGGAUGAAAGGACAGGGAAAUCAAGUGUCCAAUGGCUCUAAAGAACAGCUAGGUGCAGGUGAAGGAGCAACGGGCUCUGAAGAGUUUGAACCAUGGAGAAAUCAGCAACAAAACACCACUGCUCAUACAGCUUAUGGGGCUUCCGUACCAAUUUCCAGUGCUACAGACAUUUACAAUAUGAGUACAGCAGGAUAUUACGGAAGUGGAGGAACUUAUCCUUAUCAAGCUUAUGGUGUAGGAGAUGGAACUUGGUCGAAUGGAACAGAUCCAAUGACAUUUUUAAGCGGAUAUCCCCACGAUUCUUAUUCCAUGGAUGGCAUGUUCGGUCCUUCGACGGCAUUUUCAACUCCUCCUUUCGCCGGUCAACACUCGUCCUUCAACUAUUUCCACAGCAACGGAGACUUCAACACAUGGGGAAGUCAAUUAGGAGGCCAAAGAAAGUACGAUGAUUAUUAUAGGGAUCACCAAAACAUGUACACUCAGGCUAUGCCCGAUUCUACAUUGAAAAGCGUAGAACAAGCAAUGCAAAAUUUAGAUUUAAAAUCAUCGAUGGAUUCGAAGGAAUCUUUAGGACAACCGAAGAAAGCCACGUGGGCGAGCAUAGCGAGCCAGCCGGCCAAACCUCAACUAUCCAUCCAGAAUCAAGGACUGAAAAAGAAAGGUCCCGGCAUGCCGCCCGGUCCCAUCGUGCCGGGCAAACACAACAUGGACAUCGGCACCUGGGACACGAACAAAACGCCACCCCAGCUGCCGCCCGUCGUCGCCAACGCCCCCAAGAGCGUCGUCCCGUCGGCGGUGGCCGUGCGGCCCGGUUGGAACGGCCCGCCGAACAACAGACAGGCCCCGCCGGUGGCGCAGCGUCCCCAACACCCCAUGCCGGCGUACCAGCCGCAGGGGAUGAUGCCGCCGCAUCUGCCGCCGCAGGUUAACAUCCAGCCCGGUCACAUGCAGGGGAUGAUACCGCCUCCGAUGCCGCCGAUGAUGGUGUCGAACCCGCCGGCCAGUUCGACGGCCAUUACGCAUCCCGUUUUGGACGAACUCAAAGGGAAGAACAAUUACAAUCCCACCGAGUUCGAUUUGAGCGCUCCGAAUGCCCGUUUCUUCGUUAUAAAAUCCUAUUCCGAAGACGACAUCCACAGGAGCAUUAAAUACGAAAUAUGGUGCAGUACGGAACACGGCAACAAACGGCUGGAUAGCGCGUACAGGGAGCGCGAAGGCAACGGGCCCAUUUAUUUGUUCUUCUCCGUGAACGGUUCCGGGCAUUUUUGCGGCAUGGCUCAAAUGGUGUCCGCCGUCGACUACAACUCUAAUAGCUCCGUUUGGUCGCAGGACAAGUGGAAAGGACAAUUCAAGGUGCGUUGGAUUUACGUGAAGGACGUGCCGAACGUCCAAUUGCGCCACAUUCGAUUGGAGAAUAACGACAACAAGCCGGUGACUAAUUCGAGGGACACCCAGGAAGUGCCUCAUUCGAGGGGCGUGCAGGUCCUGCGCAUCAUGCACGCCUAUAGACAUUCUACAUCAAUCUUUGAUGAUUUUGUGCAUUACGAGAAGCGACAGGAGGAGGAGGACAGUCGCAAGCAGCCGCAGAUGAAGGAGAAUUGCGGCGGCGGCGGUGGACAGGGACACGAAUCGAGCGGCGGCGGCGGCGGCAGGGAAGGCCAGAAUAGGGAACAUAGAGAUAGAGGCGAUCACAGAGGCGGCAGGAACCACGAUAGGGACGGCGAGAGCGGACAUCGUUCGGGAGGUGGUCACAGGAAUAACGAUCAUCAUGGCGGAGGAGGACACAAGGACCGUGAUAGCAACCGAGGCCGCGGAGGUCGAGGCGGAGGCCGUAAUUAAAAAUGUUAACAAGUAACAUAUAAAAACAUAACACAUUGUUACGGCUGCUGUGUUUACUCUAGUGUUAUUCCUAUUAUCGGCUUCUAACGAACUUCAUUUAAUUUGAUGAAUCAACACUCAACAUUUCUCUCAAUUGAAUUAUUAUUAUAUUAUAAAUUGCAUAUUAGAGAAAAUUAAUAGGCGCAGAUCAGUUGGUUUUUUUUUUACAAGGCAGUCGACUUGUUUUAUUUUGUUUUCUUUUUCUUUAGGAAUUAUUGCUUAAGUCUGUUGCUUUUUCCGUUUUCGAUAUGAGAAUCAUUUUGGGUGUUGCUAACAUUCUUAAAGUUUUUCUAAACAUUAAAAGAAAUUUCGGUAAUUCCUAUUUUCUGUUAUUAUUAAGUUUAAAAGAUUUCAUUACACGCUGAUUUAAUUAGUUUUAUUGGUAAAUUCUGUUGUCUUAACGAAAAAUAAAUAUUGUUUUUGAUAGAAGCAUAAAUUUCUUACGAAAAAAUAUUAGCAAUUAGCAUAUUUUUUACUUUUUAAGCUUUCAAAGAAUAACAAUUUUUUGCAGCCGAAUUUGAUCGUUGUUUUGAUAAUAGAAGAGCAAUUAUUUCUCAUUGAUAACUGCAGAAAAUUGUCAUUUUUUCUUACGCAUAGGAAGUCGCAUCUAUUGUAUUGUAAUUUUUCAUCACGUUUACCAACACGAAUAGCUAAAAGUGGUAAAAAUGGUGGAAAAAGCCCGUAAUGUUAGCAUCAUUUGGAAAAUGUAUAUUAUUCAAUAAGCCGGUAAGGAUUCCUCCUAUUCAAUUUGGAUUAAUAUGUGUGGGUUCUCUUAAACUUUUCAAUAUAUCGGUUAUAAAAUUCUAAAGGUAUAUGGAUUCUAGCAGAGUAGUUGUACAAUAAUUGUCCACUCUUCGGAUCGGUAAAGAAGAUGAAACUAGUGCAGUGUUUUCGUUUGUGUGCCAGAGUGUUACGGACCUAAAUAAAUUAAAUUGUAAUAUAACGUGAGAGAACUGUAGUUGAAUUUUUCUGGACUAAUGUUAACAAUUUGGUCGUGCGGUCAAGUGCAUGUUGGCUGCAUCGAAUCAUUAAAAAAAAUUACACCAUUCAGUGGGCGACGAACUGUGUGACUGUGCAAGUGAACGCAAUCUCGCAACUUUUGAACUGUAAUAAAUAAAAAAAUUGGCUACUAAGUAUUUAGUUGGAUGAACACUGACGUAUAUGUUAAUAUCUGUUGCAGUUUUACCAAUGUUUUUUCAAUUUUUUAAUACCUUGUAGAUGAAGAUGAUGAAUAAUAUGAACUAUGUGCACAUUUAUGAAUAUUUGUUGAGAUUAAAUAGUUUAACUUGUGACUGUUGAAACCGAUUUCAUGCUAUGUUCUUAUUCAUUUUUAAUUUGGGUACGCUAAAUAAAAUGAAGUUCUUUUAUUGGAGCGGCGACAAUAAGCAAUGAUACUACGUUUCAAAGAAACUGUAAUCUUUGCGUUUAAUAAAAAUAUGAUUUAUUCAUAGCAAUUCAUGCAACAGCCUUCUUAUUGUUGUAAUUUCAAUAUCAAAUUAUGUUUAAACCGAAAUGGUGUUAUUUUCUUAUUUCUAUUGAAAUAUAUAAAAAUAUUUUAGUGUUCCCAAAUUACUUUAGGAUGUUAAUUGGUAGUUUGCCACAUUAAUUUGAAAAUUUUUGAUUAACAAAUUUCUUUUUACCUGCAUUAUAUUAAUGUAGAAUUUUUAACUUUUUUUACAUUGCAGGCUUUUGUAUCUUUUUGAAAACAUAAAUUGUUAAUCGUCAUCGAAAUUUAAUUAGAAAUUACUACUUGGAAGCAAAUGUAAGUCAAGUAAAUUUGGCAAUUUCAUCGAAUUAAUUUAUGCUCGAAAUUUCGAAAAAAUGGGAAAUAUCGAUUGCUACACAAUCAUCAAACUUCUAAUACUACUAAUAGGCUUUCUAUAACAAAUCUCAAACCAUCCGUUUCUAAAAACAAAGCCUUUUCCACGGCAUAUGAUUGUAAAAAAAAUCGAUAUUUUUCAUACCUUCUAAAAUUAAUUAUAAGCGUAUUGUAAAUAAUUGUAAAAAUGUAAAUUGAAACCAGAAUUUAAUUUCAUUAGCGCUCGAUGACUAAGUUAUAACGUAUAAUUUAACGAAAACGUUAUUUGUUGCGUAAUUCGAACAUGGCAUGUUAUAGGUUUUGAGUUUGUCUAUCUGUACACUGUGCCUAAUAAGUUAGACUGAUGCAUUCGUGCAUUUGUUAGUUGAUUAUACUGAAAAAUCUAUGUGAUCCGAAAAGUGGGCGUCUGUUGAUAGCGACGUCGAUAAUAAAUCAAUAUCUUUAAACCUGUUUCAUCUUUUU
Messenger RNA from Phyllotreta striolata, 4381 nucleotides. Lineage: Eukaryota; Metazoa; Arthropoda; Insecta; Coleoptera; Chrysomelidae. The record is from the annotation of a GenBank genome assembly.